Messenger RNA from Phaethon lepturus (White-tailed tropicbird), 138 nucleotides. It is a transcript of the gene TIMM13, whose product is annotated as translocase of inner mitochondrial membrane 13 homolog (yeast). The annotation marks the transcript as partial. Lineage: Eukaryota; Metazoa; Chordata; Aves; Phaethontiformes; Phaethontidae. The record is from RefSeq and is a predicted model, not a curated record. The transcript has a single exon.
CUACCCCCCGGGGCGACCGCUGAGGACUCUGUCCCGCAGAAGUGCAUCGCCAUGUGCAUGGACCGGUACAUGGACGCCUGGAACACGGUUUCCCGAGCCUACAACUCUCGGCUGCAGCGGGAGAGAGCCAACAUGUGA